Molecule: messenger RNA, 826 nt
Organism: Aethina tumida (small hive beetle)
Lineage: Eukaryota; Metazoa; Arthropoda; Insecta; Coleoptera; Nitidulidae
Product: CKLF-like MARVEL transmembrane domain-containing protein 4
Exons: 3
Coding region: 173-712 (179 amino acids)
Cellular component (GO): membrane
Source: RefSeq, a predicted model, not a curated record
AUGAGACUUCAGUCCACGCUUGAACAUCCCACGGGAUAUACGGCGGGCGUGAUUUUAAUUUUUCAUUAAUUAAAUUCAUCAACCAAUGAUAAACCAAUCAGUGGUUCCCCUGAAACUUUUCUUUAAAAAGUGAACGACAAUAAUUAAGGUGCGAAACGUUCCGAGGAGCACGAUGGCAGACGCAACGUUCCCCAAUCAGCACACAACCACCACAGUGAUCAACAGAUCCAGCACCAGGGUACAAACCAACAUACGCUUCGACCGUUCGUACAUACGCAUCCUUCCGGGUUUUUUAAAAAUCGCCCAAAUCGUGUUGGACUUCAUCGGCUUCAUAUGCAUCGAAUGCAGCCCCCUUUCGGCACACGCAAAGGGGUCGUGGUUCGUAUUUGUGGCGAUGACCGGGUUCUGGGUCACCUCGAUACUGCUGCUCAUGUACCUGUUCCAUCUCAUUGAAGUGCUGUAUAAGAUUCCUUGGUUGAAGGUGGAGUUCGUGUACUGUGGUGUCUGGACUUUGCUAUAUCUCAUUGCGGCCAGUUUGGCCGUCAGUUUUGGAGAUGAUGCAUAUUCUGCGGCGGGAUUCUUCGGAUAUUGUGCCAUGGUGGCGUAUGCCUUGGACGCCUUUUACAAAUACCAAUCAAUAGGAAAGGGAGAACUGGCACAAGGUGAAAGAAUAAUAUAUAAGGAAACCACAACGGUGCAACAAGUUGUUUAAGUAAUAAAGUUGUGUGUGUUUGAGAUUAAUACGUCCAUUUUUCAUAACCGUUUAAAAUUUUAUUGUUGAUUUAUUAAUUUAUUAAUUUUCUAUAAGGAGUUAAUAAAAGAUUUU